This is a messenger RNA of Daucus carota subsp. sativus, 588 nucleotides long. RefSeq lists its product as uncharacterized. Lineage: Eukaryota; Viridiplantae; Streptophyta; Magnoliopsida; Apiales; Apiaceae. Bases 1 to 588 code for a protein of 195 amino acids. The transcript has a single exon. The record is from RefSeq and is a predicted model, not a curated record.
AUGGCCGUUGUGCCUCAAGUGUGGAAACGCCUCAUGGUCACGUUCAUUGUCACAUAUGUUUUGAAUUUUGUGUACACAGUCGUCGCGGCUGUGACCAUGAUCCUCUGCUUGAGCAUUGACAACUCCUCGGCUGUGAUCCUUUUCUUCGUGCUCUUGAUCAUUUACAUCAUUGGUUUUAUCUAUCUGACGAUUGUGUGGCAGUUAGCUGGUGUGGUGACCGUUUUGGAGGAGUCGUAUGGGCUUAAGGCGAUGAACAAGAGUAGGAACUUGAUUAAAGGGAAGUUUUGGGUGGCCUUGGCUAUAUUUUUCAAGUUGCUUCUUGUUUUUGGGGGUAUACAGUUUGUGUUUUAUGUGUUCGUUGUCUACGGAUUCUUUUGGGAGAUGUGGAAGAGGGUUCUUCUUGGAAUGCUAUGCUUAGCGGUGCUUGUGCCAGUGAUUCUUUAUGGUCUGGUUCUUCAGACAAUUAUCUACUUUGUUUGCAAGGCGCAUCAUAAUGAAACGAUUGAUAAGCCCACUCUGUCAAAGCGGCUUGGAGAGUAUGAGCGUUUGUUGGAUGAUACAAAUGAAGUGCAGCUGGAAAAAGUUUAG